AUGUGGUGUCGAUCGCAGAGAGUCGCGCGUGUCUCGCGUGUAGUCACCCCUACUGCGACUCAGGCAGCCGUGCCUUCAUCCUGCGCCAGAGGUCAGCGAUCGCUGCUUUCGUCAGCAUUCGGUGGAGAAGGAGGAGGGGCGGAGGAGAAGGGACAUGCCGCGCUCGUGAGGAAGGAGUUCGCCAAGCAGGCCCAGCGUAAUUACGACAACCAGGCAGCGAGCAGUGACGCCAUGCUUUCGUGGAUCAGCGGGCACUUGGCCGGUGACUUGCAGCCUUCUCUUCGCGUCCUUGACGUCGCUGCUGGCACAGGCCGAAUGAGCCGCCUUGUCGCGCCGAAGGUCAAAGAGGUCAUUGCUGUGGACCUCACUGAGGAAAUGAUGGCGGUAGGAAAGGAGCAGGCACAGACGGCCGGACUCAACAACAUCCACUGGGUCGUGUCCAAGGCGCAACAGAUGCCAUUCAUGGAUAAUGCCUUCGACGUGGUGGUCUCGAGGCUAGCAGUGCACCACUGGGACGAGCCGCAGUCCAUUGUGAGCGAAAUGGCGCGUGUGUGCAAACCCGGCGGGAAGGUAGUUCUGAUCGACAUCGUCACACCCGAAGAUCUUACCGACGCUCAAGGCGACCGGCUUAAUCACCUGGAGAGACUGAGGGAUCCCUCGCAUGUGUGCUUCUGGCGCCUCUCGGAGCUCUUCGGCUUCCUCAAGAAGGCGCGUCCGGCUCUGUCGGUCCUCCCGCUCGUCGAUCGGAGGGACAACCAGGUGUUCCUCGACCAGUGGCUCGAGCUGACCAACACGCCCAGCGCCAGCCGCAAGGCGAUCACCGACGCGCUCCAAGCCGAACUCGAUGGAGGAGGGCAGCAGAAGGAUACCAACAGCCUCGUCACCGGGUUCCGCCCCGACCGCAGCGCCGACGGCAGCCUCCACUUCGUCCACUCCUACGUCCUCUUGUCCGCCCAGAAACAGUGA
Messenger RNA from Acanthamoeba castellanii str. Neff, 966 nucleotides. RefSeq names its product methyltransferase domain containing protein. Lineage: Eukaryota; Discosea; Longamoebia; Acanthamoebidae. The transcript has 8 exons. The record is from RefSeq and is a predicted model, not a curated record. Gene Ontology annotation, molecular function: S-adenosylmethionine-dependent methyltransferase activity. The coding region runs from base 1 to 966 and encodes 321 amino acids.